GUACGAAUGCGAGCAUUAGAAAGUAAGAAGCACCCGGGGGAGUAACAAGUCGAGGAGCCGUCACAUCCGCAUCAGUUCAUCUUUAAAACGCGCACGCUUCGCGCACUCGACAAUUUGCCCUUGAACUUUUCACCCUCGCCAUUCAGCAUAAAAUAUUUUUUAAAAUUAAUUCCGCCUCUUAUUACAUUUCAAUUAAUUUCUAUUUUUUUUUACAAUUUUAUACUCUAAUUAUUAUCGCCGUGUAAAUAUUUUUUUUUUAAUGUAAUUAGUAAUUUUGUGCUAAAAUGGUUCAACGUUGGUUUAUUUGUGUCACGGUUGUCGGUAUUUGGAUUUCAUCCUGCAAAAGCUCCCACAGUGCCCAGACGGCAGUCAAGACAUUUCAAAAUAACACGGUGAUAUUACCCUGCCACGUAGAAAGCCUCGGUGUUCAAACAAUAGUGCGAUGGUGGCGAGAAGACACGCUGCUAGCAGACAGCAGUGAUCCAAAUUUAAUACAUCUCCCUCGCAUAAAAAUGUGGGACAAUAUGAGCUUGGAGGUGUCACAAGUGCAGCCACAAGAUUCUGGAAAAUAUGUUUGUCAAGCUUCAAGACCGGCACCUUGGGGCCACGUUACACAAGUCCAAACUAUUGAAGUUCUGUAUCCGCCGAGCAUCCAUUCAGUGCCUGAAGCUGGAGAACUUGAAGUAAACUUUGGCGACGAAGUAGAAAUGGCUUGCAUUGCUAAAGGAGUACCCUAUCCAAGCAUUUCCUGGAGAAUGAAGGAUGAAGAGAUGAAAUUACUGGAUGAGAGAUCAAAGCUUAGGUUUCGCGCUGACAAUCGCACUCUGUCUGGUCGAUAUACCUGUGUUGCUGAUAAUGGAAUUGGCGAACCGGCAAUGGCCAAUAUAGACCUACGCAUACGCUAUAAACCGGAGAUCGAGUCCAAGAAGAGCUGGAUCCAUGUAUCCCCUGGAAUACGGGCUCAGCUUGACUGCAAGGUGACGGCCUACCCUGACGCCAAGGUCGACUGGUUCAUUGAAAAUGAGAGAGUUACCUACUCAUCAAGGAUUGUUAAAUUCAUUGCCGGGCAAGUUCACAGCCUGGUGAUAAGAAAUGUCAGACCUAGCGACUACGGCUAUUACAUUUGUCGCGCUACUAAUGAUUUGGGAGUUUCUGAAACGAGUAUUGAAUUAUCUGGAAUAGCCAAUGCUGCUGUCUUCAAGGAGUCCAAUCCUAUCGCUACUAAUGCAUACAAUUUUAUUUGGGAAGUUGAUAGCUAUAUCCCAAUUAUUGAGUAUCAAUUCUGGUUUCGUAAAUAUUCACCUUUAGAUCGAGGACGUGACUGGCACAAGCUAUUCAUUCCUAGUGGAAGCGAUGCGAUUGGACCUCUCCACGGCAAGUCCUUUAAUCUCACAGGACUGACGCCUGCAACACACUACGAAGCACUUAUACUAUCAAGAAAUCGAUAUGGGUGGAGCAAGCCUUCAAAGAUCCUACGGUUUGCCACUGAAGGAGCCGUUCGGAAAGAUCAUUACAAAGUUGAGGCUGCUUACGAGGGAUCACCAUUGGCAGUUAUAAUGAAUGAUUCACCAACUCCGAGAUCUGAAACGCUCAACAGUGCCUCAAUAGUUAAUACGAGAGAUUCAACGCUCAGUAUAGUCCUCGUGGUAUUUUUAUUAUCAAUAUCUUUGGAACAAUUGUUGUAAGUUAUUAGCAGUAAA
Molecule: messenger RNA, 1700 nt
Organism: Cotesia glomerata
Lineage: Eukaryota; Metazoa; Arthropoda; Insecta; Hymenoptera; Braconidae
Product: neurotrimin-like
Exons: 9
Coding region: 285-1685 (466 amino acids)
Biological process (GO): synapse organization; homophilic cell-cell adhesion
Cellular component (GO): neuronal cell body; plasma membrane; axon
Molecular function (GO): protein binding; axon guidance receptor activity
Source: RefSeq, a predicted model, not a curated record